Molecule: messenger RNA, 2454 nt
Organism: Pristis pectinata (smalltooth sawfish)
Lineage: Eukaryota; Metazoa; Chordata; Chondrichthyes; Rhinopristiformes; Pristidae
Gene: cyth1b
Product: cytohesin 1b
Biological process (GO): regulation of ARF protein signal transduction
Molecular function (GO): guanyl-nucleotide exchange factor activity
Source: RefSeq, a predicted model, not a curated record
UCCUGGGACGGUGACGUCACCGCGGGUGGCUGGGCGGCUGGAGGCGGACGGGGUCCCGGGCCAGCGUGAGCCCCAGUCAGCCGGCGGGCGGGCGGCGGCACACGGGGGACAGCGAGGGGGACGACUCCCAGCCAUGGACGAGGGCAGCGACGUGCCCGCGGACCUGACUCCAGAAGAAGUGAUAGAGCUAGAAAACAUCCGACAACGCAAGCAGGAGCUCUUGGCUGACAUUCAGCGAUUGAAGGAUGAGAUAGCAGAGGUUACGAAUGAGAUUGAAAACCUAGGUUCAACAGAAGAAAGAAAAAAUAUGCAACGGAAUAAACAAGUGGCUAUGGGCCGGAAGAAAUUCAAUAUGGAUCCCAAGAAGGGGAUUCAAUUCCUGAUUGAAAAUGAGCUUUUAAAGAAUACUCGAGAGGAUAUUGCGCAGUUUCUGUACAAAGGAGAGGGACUAAACAAGACUGCAAUUGGGGAUUACCUCGGAGAGAGGGAUGAAUUCAAUGUCAAAGUUCUCCAUGCCUUUGUGGAGCUUCAUGAAUUCACGGACUUAAAUUUGGUGCAGGCUUUGCGGCAAUUUUUGUGGAGCUUCCGGUUACCUGGAGAGGCACAGAAGAUUGACCGAAUGAUGGAAGCUUUUGCACAGCGAUACUGUCACUGUAAUCCUGGAGUUUUUCAAUCCACUGAUACAUGCUAUGUAUUAUCUUUUGCGAUUAUUAUGCUGAAUACCAGUCUACACAAUCCAAAUGUUAAGGAUAAACCCACUGUGGAAAGGUUCAUUCUGAUGAACAGAGGAAUAAACGAUGGUGGUGACUUACCUGAAGAACUACUACGAAAUCUGUAUGAAAGUAUUAAAAACGAACCAUUCAAAAUUCCAGAAGAUGAUGGCAAUGACUUGACCCACACAUUCUUCAAUCCAGAUCGAGAGGGCUGGCUCCUCAAAUUGGGAGGUGGAAGAGUGAAAACGUGGAAACGACGUUGGUUUAUUCUGACUGACAACUGCUUGUACUACUUUGAAUACACCACGGACAAAGAACCCAGAGGAAUCAUUCCACUUGAAAACCUCAGCAUCCGAGAAGUAGAGGACUCAAAAAAGCCAAAUUGCUUUGAGCUCUACAUUCCGGAUAACAAAGACCAGUUUAUUAAGGCCUGCAAGACUGAGGCUGAUGGGCGAGUGGUAGAAGGAAGUCACACAGUUUAUAGGAUAUCUGCACCAACCCCAGAAGAGAAAGAUGAAUGGAUAAAAUGUAUUAAGGCUGCAAUCAGCAGAGACCCUUUCUAUGAAAUGCUGGCAGCAAGAAAGAAGAAAGUUUCUUCAUUAAAGAAGCAUUAGGAUGACAGCAUUUUAUGCAACUUGAUUCAAGUAUCUUUCUAACAUUGACCAUUUGACCUAAGGAGGUCUGUUUUCAAGUGUCAGUAACCACAGUGCAUUCUAGGGCUGGGUAUGUGCUUGUGCUGGAGCGAAGUGCUGAAAGUUAGAAGGCUCUUCUGUUGCCUGUUCCUCAACUAAUGAGGAUAUAGUUUUUAACUCAAAAAAAAAUCUCUCAAUAUUUCCCUCUGCACAGCUGGUCUGUUUGUGGAGUCCAGGGCCGCUACUUUACCUCCUCAAAGCUUUAUAUUUCUUAUCAAGAAGCUUUUGAUUUAACUUUUUUUUUGGAAGGGGCCUAUGAUUCUAUCAGCCAUAUUCAAGGACUGGUAUGAUUGAAAAUCCAUGUCAGCUCUAGAAGCCUAUAUGUAGGAAGCUAUGAAAAAUAUUCAUCUUGGAAAAUUGGUAAGGUCAGAGUCUCAGUGUUUCAUAUGCCAGUGGAAAGCUUGACAGGUGUUGGGCUAUGAUUCAUGACGUGCUAGUAAAAUGAGGGUGUACAACCAGUCCAGAUUGUUGGAGCGGGAUAUGUGGUGACGUGGGAAUUGGAAAAUGAAGAUUUUCCUGGAAUGAAGCCAGUUACAUUGUAACUGAAAAAAAAUUGCGCAAGAAGAAUCGUCUGUCCAUCAGACGGUACAUUUUGACUUAAUUUUUUAAUUGAAGCUUUUUGUUAAUAUAUGUUUUACUUUUUCUUGUUGAUUUCCAUUAUUCAAUGCACUGGUGAACAUUUGCAGAAAAAAGAGAUGACUAAGCAGUAUUAGUCUAUUUAUCAGAGCUGUAUAUACUUAAUGUAUAAAUUUUCUUUUUGUACUUAUUGAUUUUACGUUGUGAGGAUAAAUUGUUGGAGUAAUUUUUCAAUCUUUGCCAUUCAUACUUGUAGUUUAGCACUGACAAACCAAGUCAAAUAAAUCAAAUUCUCUGUAAUCAACAAAGAGGUCUACUUCCUGUACUUUAAACUGUACACUGCUUAUCGUCCUAAAGAAAACUUCAUCCUCAUCAGCUGAAUACCCAUUUCCUGUGUGACAUUUCUGUAUUUCUGUCAGUGAAAUUGUUUGUUUGAUUCUGUUAUAUGUAAACAUUAAAAGGUUUUAAUUGUG